Molecule: messenger RNA, 531 nt
Organism: Olea europaea var. sylvestris
Lineage: Eukaryota; Viridiplantae; Streptophyta; Magnoliopsida; Lamiales; Oleaceae
Exons: 2
Biological process (GO): regulation of flower development
Cellular component (GO): nucleus
Source: RefSeq, a predicted model, not a curated record
AUGGAUUAUUCAAUCCCUGAUCAAUACUACUCUAACUAUUUCUUCACCGGUGAAUCGUACAACUUCCCGACUGCACCAGCAGAAUGCACAAAUGGCAGUGGCAUGUCAAUGUUCAGUGAAGAAACUUUUCCCUUCUUCAAUAACAAUGAAAAACUCAACAUGUUGCCAUUGAUGAGUUCUGAUACCAAUUCACCGAUUUCCUCGACCGAGCAAUUUGGGUUUUCGGACAUGGAUACGCAGGCAUUGCCAAAGGACUAUAAAGGGUUCUGUGAUUUUGGUGUAGGUGGUGGAGGUUUUGAAGCUCGUUACCAACAUGAGCUAUGUGAGCAAUCUGGAUGCAGUGUGAUGAUGCCAAAUUUGUGUCCAGUCUAUCCAGGGGUUGGUGAAAAUUGGGGAAUGCAAGGGAAGCCAGCAGCAAAUGUUGAAGAAACCGCGACGAAAGUUGAGCGAUAUUCAAAUGAAGAAAGGAAGGACAGAAUUCUGAGAUACUUGAAGAAAAGAAACCGAAGGAAUUUCAACAAAACUAUCAAG